CCAUGAAUAUUAUGGAUCCAGUCCCAAUACUUCUAUCAAUUCUUCUAUGUCUUUUUGUGGCAAUUCUUAUUUAUGGACGCAAGAGAAAUAUUUAUCACAAUUUUCCUCCUGGACCUAAACCUUUACCAAUCAUCGGAAACCUGCACAUUUUUAAUAUGAAGAAACCUUAUAAAACACUACAUCAGCUUUCUGAGAAGUACGGCUCAGUGUACAGUGUACAGAUAGGAGAGGAGAAGAUGGUCGUCCUGACCGGAUAUGAGACGGUGAAAGAUGCCCUGGUAAACCAUGCGGAUGAGUUUUCUGGAAGACCAAGAGUGCCACUUUUCCAUGAUGUACUUAAAGGACAUGGAGUCAUUUUUUCUCAAGAUGAGAACUGGAAGGUGAUGAGACGGUUCACUCUUUCAACUCUACGAGAUUUUGGGAUGGGCAAGAAAACCAUUGAAAACAGAAUUACUGAAGAAAGUGAAUAUUUAAUGAAAAAGAUCAACUCCUACCAAGGCAAACCAUUUGAUAAUACCAAGAUUUUAAAUGCUGCUGUUGUAAACAUAAUCGUGUCCAUAUUACUCAGUCAUCGAUUUGAUUAUGAAGAUCCAAAACUUUUGAGGCUGAUGAAAGUUGUCAAUGAGAAUUUAAAAUUAGUUGGCAGCCCAGUGGCCAUGUUGUACAACGCCUUUCCGUCGGUGAUGCGCUGGUUUCCUGGAUUUCUCAAAACCAUUAUAAAGAACUUAAAUGAAAUGCACCAUUUCAUAAGAGAGACUUUCACCACCCAAAAGAAACAGUUGGAUGUUAAUGACCAGAGGAAUCUUAUCGACAAGUUCCUGGUGAAACAACAGGAGGAAAAACCUAAUCCCGAGCUUUAUUUCACCAAUGAAAAUCUCAUAGCACUUGUGGCCGAUCUCUUUGUUGCUGGAAUGGAGACGACCUCUACCACUCUGAGAUGGGGUCUUCUGUUGAUGAUGAAAUACCCUCAAAUCCAAAGGAAAGUCCAAAGUGAGAUUGAAAAAGUUAUCGGCUCAGCGGAGCCCCAGGCUGCUCAUCGUAAGGAUAUGCCCUAUACUGACGCUGUUAUUCAUGAAGUUCAGAGAUUUGGAAAUAUAGUUCCGAAUAAUCUCCCACAUGCUACUACUCAGGACGUCACAUUCCGAGGGUAUUUUCUACCAAAGGGGACGCACAUAAUCCCACUGCUGACGUCAGUGCUGUAUGACAAGGAUUACUUUGAAAAACCAGAAGAGUUUUACCCGGAACAUUUUCUGGACGCAAGCGGCAACUUCGUGAAGAAUGAAGGAUUCAUGCCUUUCUCAGCUGGUAAGAGAAGUUGUGCCGGUGAGAAUUUGGCCAAAAUGGAGCUCUUCAUGUUCUUCACGAAGCUGCUGCAGAACUUCACCUUCCAGGCUCCUCCAGGGGCCACACUGGACUUGAACCCUGCACCUGGGAUUACAAGCUCUCCUAUGAGUUACAUGAUUUGUGCUGUGCCUCGUACAUGA
Messenger RNA from Pseudophryne corroboree (corroboree frog), 1484 nucleotides. RefSeq names its product cytochrome P450 2C5-like. Gene Ontology annotation, molecular function: oxidoreductase activity, acting on paired donors, with incorporation or reduction of molecular oxygen, reduced flavin or flavoprotein as one donor, and incorporation of one atom of oxygen; heme binding; iron ion binding. The transcript is spliced from 9 exons. Bases 3 to 1484 code for a protein of 493 amino acids. The record is from RefSeq and is a predicted model, not a curated record. Gene Ontology annotation, cellular component: cytoplasm; intracellular membrane-bounded organelle. Gene Ontology annotation, biological process: xenobiotic metabolic process. Lineage: Eukaryota; Metazoa; Chordata; Amphibia; Anura; Myobatrachidae.